Molecule: messenger RNA, 2651 nt
Organism: Artibeus jamaicensis (Jamaican fruit-eating bat)
Lineage: Eukaryota; Metazoa; Chordata; Mammalia; Chiroptera; Phyllostomidae
Gene: GFM2
Product: GTP dependent ribosome recycling factor mitochondrial 2
Exons: 20
Coding region: 16-2349 (777 amino acids)
Biological process (GO): mitochondrial translation; ribosome disassembly
Cellular component (GO): mitochondrion
Molecular function (GO): GTPase activity; GTP binding; translation elongation factor activity
Source: RefSeq, a predicted model, not a curated record
GUUUAGAAGGCCAAGAUGUUGUCUAAUUUGAGGACAUUUGCAGUGAGUCAUAAGAAAAUAUCUUGCUUGCACAUUAAUAAUAUGUAUUGCUCUAGAAUUAUAUCAAGUUUAAAAAGAAUAAAGACACAUGUGCCUCUUGGAAGAAAUUACAGUUCCCUGCCAGGUUUAAUAGGAAAUGAUAUCAAAUCUCUUCAUUCCAUCAUCAGUCCUCCUGUAGCUAAAAUACGUAAUAUUGGAAUUAUGGCUCAUAUCGAUGCAGGCAAAACUACCACCACAGAAAGAAUACUGUACUAUUCUGGAUACACAAGAUCAUUGGGAGAUGUUGAUGAUGGAGACACGGUGACAGAUUUCAUGGCUCAAGAGCGAGAAAGAGGCAUCACUAUUCAGUCCGCUGCUGUUACGUUUGACUGGAAGGGGUACAGAGUCAAUCUAAUUGACACACCAGGUCAUGUGGAUUUUACUUUGGAGGUUGAGCGCUGCCUAAGAGUGUUAGAUGGUGCGGUGGCUGUAUUUGAUGCCUCUGCUGGUGUAGAGGCACAAACUCUCACAGUAUGGAGGCAAGCUGAUAAACACCAGAUACCUCGAAUCUGUUUUUUAAACAAGAUGGACAAAACUGGAGCGAGUUUUAACUAUGCAGUUGAAAGCAUCAGAGAGAAGUUGAAGGCAAAGCCUUUGCUUUUACAGUUACCAAUUGGUGAAGCCAAAAAUUUCAAAGGAGUGGUGGAUGUAGUAAGUAAAGAAAAGCUCCUUUGGAAUUCCAAUUCCGAUGAUGGAAAAGACUUUGAGAGAAAACCCCUUUUGGAAAUGAGUGACCCUGAAUUGCUGAAGGAGGCAACUGAAGCAAGGAGUGCCUUAAUCGAACAAGUUGCAGAUUUGGAUGAUGAAUUUGCUGACUUGGUUUUAGGAGAAUUUAGUGAAAAUUUUGAUUUGGUACCAGCUGAAAAGCUACAGACUGCAAUCCACAGAGUAACCCUGGCUCGGACAGCAGUGCCCGUGCUUUGUGGGAGUGCCCUGAAAAACAAAGGGGUCCAGCCGUUGUUAGAUGCCAUUACUAUGUAUUUGCCUUCACCUGAAGAGCGCAACUAUGAAUUUCUGCAGUGGUACAAGGGUGACUUAUGUGCACUGGCAUUCAAAGUUCUCCAUGACAAGCAGCAGGGACCACUGGUUUUUGUGCGCAUUUACUCAGGGGUGAUAAAACCCCAGUCGGCCAUCUACAAUAUUAAUGGAAACUGCACGGAGAGAAUAAGUCGUCUACUUUUGCCAUUUGCUAACCAACAUGUAGAAAUCCCUUCACUGACUGCUGGCAACAUUGCUUUGACUGUUGGGCUUAAACAUACAGCCACCGGAGACACCAUCGUCUCAUCCAAGUGGAGCGCAUUAGCUGCAGCUCGUCGAGCCAGAAGAGAAGGAGAAAAGAAACAUAAACAAAACAGUGAAGAAGAGAGACUCUUACUGGCUGGGGUGGAGAUUCCAGAACCUGUGUUCUUCUGUACCAUAGAACCUCCUUCAGUGGCUAAGCAGCCAGAUUUGGAUCAUGCAUUGAAGUGCCUUCAGCGUGAAGAUCCCAGUUUGAAAGUGAAGCUUGAUCCUGACUCUGGACAGACUGUCCUAUGUGGAAUGGGGGAGUUACAUAUUGAAAUCAUUCACGACCGCAUCAAGAGAGAAUAUGGCCUGGAAACCUACCUGGGGCCCCUUCAGGUCGCAUACCGAGAGACCAUCCUAAGUCCAGUUCGUGCCACAGAUACCUUAGAUAGAACUUUAGGAGACAGACGGCACCUUGUGACUGUGGAACUGGAAGUAAAACCCGUGGAAACAUCAUCUGUUAUGCCAGUUAUUGAGUAUGCCGAAAGUGUUAGUGAAGACAUUCUGAGGGGCUCCCGAGAGGCCAUUGAGAAUGGCAUUCACAGUGCAUGCCUCCAAGGACCAUUGCUUGGAUCCCCAGUUCAAGAUGUGGCAGUUACUUUACAUUCGCUGAUAAUUCAUCCUGGUACCUCUUCAACUAUGAUUUCUGCCUGUGUCUCAAGAUGUACACAGAAGGCUCUAAAGAAAGCUGAUAAACAAGUUUUAGAGCCCCUGAUGAACCUUGAGGUUACAGUGACUAGAGAUCACCUGAGCCCCGUCCUGGCAGACCUGGCACAAAGACGAGGGAACAUUCAGGAAAUCCAGAGUCGUCAGGACAACCGAGUUGUUAUUGGGUUUGUCCCCUUAGCAGAAAUGAUGGGUUAUUCAACUGUUCUUCGGACGGUAACAUCGGGCUCAGCUACUUUUGCCCUAGAACUAUCUAAUUAUCAAGCCAUGAAUCCUCAAGACCAAAGUGCCCUGCUCAACCGUAGAAGUGGGCUGACCUAAGUGCUCCUAGGUCCUUGGAGAGAAAUUCAGGAGCAUCUGCCUGUUCGUUAUCAGUAAGGACAAUUUUUAUUCUUUAUUUAUUGGACAAAUAAAUUGCCAUUUGAAUACAUUCAAGGAACUGAAAGAGGUAACUUAAACCUGACAGUGGCGCUGUGGCGGCCCAUUCUGCUUUAUGUCAUGAGAAGUGUGCUCUGAUGUAGAAAGUUAACGUACCUGAACUACACGUGUUUAUACGAGGUCCUUCAUGUCAGUAAAGACACAGCCCUUUUGAACGCAUUGAACGAUAUAUUUUGUUGUUGCUU